Molecule: messenger RNA, 192 nt
Organism: Auxenochlorella protothecoides
Lineage: Eukaryota; Viridiplantae; Chlorophyta; Trebouxiophyceae; Chlorellales; Chlorellaceae
Exons: 1
Coding region: 1-192 (63 amino acids)
Source: RefSeq, a predicted model, not a curated record
AUGUACGACGCGGUGAAAGCGGAGAUGCGUGCCGCGAGGGCCCAGCGCCUCUUCGACAGUACCGAGCAGUACAUCGAGGUGCACAAGGCGUUGAUGAAGCGGGUGCGGCCGCUCUGGCCGCUGCCUGAAGGCUCAGACCGCGUGCGGCGGGAGAUGGAGCAGGAGCUGAAACGGGCGCGAGGGGAGCGCUGA